CGCUUGGAUCGUCAAAAUGAAUUGGCUAGAUUGAGACGAGAGAGAUCUAGAGCAGCUCGAAAUCUGAGCAACAUCGAACAACAACAACAACCAAUGCAAACAGAUGAUAAUGGACCGUCUAUUGUAGCUGAAAACGUCCAAUCAAGUACCAUUAAUCAAGAUGAACCAGUUCCCAUAAGAACUAACAACAUAAUUGAAAAUAUUGUUAGUCGACAUGCCAUGAUAGAUAGACAACAAAGAUCUGCAUGGAAAUUUGAUAAUUCGGUAUUGGAAUCUAAUUGGCAAACCUAUCUUCACAAUCUUGGACCUAUGGAUCAAACGUGCCAGUAUUGCUCCGCAAAUUAUUUCCUUCAUGAAAAUCAAAGCAGUUGUUGUAGAGGAGGAAAAAUUCGUCCACCACAUGAUUAUCGAAAUUAUCCUGAAUUUUUAAAAAAAUUAUUGAGUGACCCGAGUGCUGUUGAUUAUAAACAUUUUCAAGAUAAAAUCCGAUCGUAUAAUGCAGCUAUCGCAAUGGCCUCAUUAGGCGCUAACCAUUGUGGUCCGAUUCAGGGCCGAGGUCCAUUUUGCUUUAAAAUUAUGGGUCAGAUUUAUCAUUCAACAAGCAAUCUUUAUCCAACUAACAGCCAAGAUCAACGAUCAUUCGGUCAGCUUUAUAUAUUCGAUGGUCAUGAAGCUGUUGAACACAGAUUACGAUUGGCGCCGAAUCGUCAAUGUAAAGAAUAUAUUUUGAGCAAGUUAGUCGAUAUGAUGGUGAAUAUCAAUCCAUAUGCCCAAUCAUUUAGGCUAUUGCAUUCUUUGGUUCAAGGCCAAACAAAUUUGCCGGAGAUUCACUUGGAAUUUAUCAAUAACCGGACAACAGAUAUAAGAAGAUACAAUGAACCAAGAUGCACUGAGGUUGCUAUUAUAUUCGAAACCAGAGACGGUUUACCUCAAGCAGAACGUAAUCUGCAAAUCUAUCCGAAAUCCGGACACAAUUGCGUAAAUCUAUGCAGUCGAAGCCCUCAUUGCGAUCCAAUGACGUAUCCCAUUUUUUUCCCUAAUGGACAACAAGGAUGGCAUCAAAACAUGCCGUAUGAUCCAUUCCCAAAUGUCAAUUUGCCACAAACAAGAGGAUCAAUCACAUUACUUCAAUAUUAUUCGGCACAAAUGGCUAUCAGAGCAGAAAUAUUCAGUCCAAUUCUUCAUGGAGGUAGGCUGUUCCAGCAAUGGUGCUGCGACUGCUACAUGCGCAUCGAAGAGAAUAAUCUUAAUUAUCUUCGUCUAAAUCAAAAUCAAUUGCGCACCGAAUUGUACUCCGGUUUAGGUGAUUAUGUGAGAAGAAUGGCUGAUAAUCAGGAAGAAUUGCCACCACCCGGUAAAAUUUGCAUAUUGCCUUCAUCAUUUGUAGGAUCACCGAGAUACAUGCAUCAAGCGUAUCAAGAUUCGAUGGCAAUUGUGACUGCAUUUGGGAAGCCAGAUUUGUUCAUAACUUUCACAUGCAAUUCCAAUUGGCCCGAAAUCAAGAACAAUCUGCUUCCAGGUCAAGAACCCAGUGAUCGCCCAGACCUUAUAAGUCGGGUUUUUUCUUUAAAAACAAAACAGCUUAUCGAGGACAUUGUGGCUAAACAACUUUUUGGGCCCGUAAGUGGCUAUUGCUACACAAUAGAAUUUCAAAAACGUGGAUUGCCGCACAUGCAUCUACUCAUCAUUCUUCACAAUUCUUAUAAAAUUCAUGAAGUAGAUCAUAUCGACAAAUUCAUAAAAGCCGAAUUACCGAAUCCAAAUAUUCAUCCACAACUAUAUGAACGAGUCAAGUCGUUCAUGAUACACAACCCAUGCGGGCUAUUGAAUCCGGCUUCCCCAUGCAUGGUUGAUGGGAAAUGCUCAAAACAAUAUCCAAAAGAUUAUCAACAAGCCACCGAAUUCAACAGAAGUGGGUGGCCUUUAUAUCAAAGGUCUGAAAAUGGCUCAUCUUUUAUUCAAAAUCAAAUCGAAAUCGACAACAGAUGGGUGGUUCCAUAUAACCCAUUUUUAUUGAUGAAGUUCAAUGCUCACAUCAAUGUGGAAGCAUGUUGUUCAAUUCAUGCCAUCAAAUACCUUUAUAAAUACAUCCACAAAGGGCAUGAUUCAGCACUGAUCAGAUUACAACAAAAUGGAACGACUAUGUAUGACGAGAUACAAAAUUAUGUGGAUACAAGAUAUGUGAGUUCGUGCGAAGCAACGUAUCGAAUCCAGAGUCAAAAAUUACUCGAUCGCUCACAUGUGAUUCAACGGUUACCUGUUCAUUUACCGGAUGAACAAUCAGUCGUCUUCGCUGCUGGCCAAGAAGAAAUGGCAUUAGCCAGAGCCGCUAUACGAAAAACAAAGCUUAUCGGGUGGUUCGAAUUGAACCAAAUAAAUUCAACUGCUCGAUCACUGAAAUACGCAGAAGUACCCCAUUUCUUUACGUGGUCGCAAUCGAAUCAUUGUUGGAAUAGCCGGCAAAAUCACCAUUCUUCGUUGACACGUCUUUAUGUUGUAAGUCCUCGGCACGCAGAAAGAUUCGCGUUGAGGUUGUUGUUGUUAAAUGUUAAGGGAGCAACAUCGUUUGAGUUUUUACGGACUUUCAACGGGAUAUUAUACCCAAGUUUCCAGGAAGCGGCAAGAAAAAGAGGAUUGUUAUCUUCUGAUGAAGAAAUAGAAGAAUGCUUGCAAGAAGCUGUGGCUAUCGAAACACCAAAAAAUCUGCGAUCCAUUUUUGCAUAUCUGCUUAUUUUUAAUGGAGCAGAAGUUUUGCAGAAUGCAAACGACAUUUGGAUAAAAUUUAAAGAAUCGUUCAGCGAAGAUUUUGUUCGUCAAUAUCAAACAAUUAUUGAAGAUGAAAACUUGGCAAAAGAAAGAGCCGAACAACGAGCAUUGCUGGAAAUCAAAACAAUAUUGCAACAACAUAGCUAUAAUUUGCAUACUUUUUCGCUACCUGAAAUUAGUAUUUCACCGGAAUUACGUCUUGACGAUAAUUCCAUUAGAAUUGAAGAAUAUCGAUUAGAAGCAGAAAUAUUGUGCCAAAAACUUAAUGCGGCGCAACGGGCCGCAUUUGAUGAAAUAAUGAGCACCACAGGUUCGAAAUGUUUUUUCUUAGAUGGCCCAGGUGGCUCAGGAAAAACAUUCCUCUAUAAUGCAAUUAUCAAGACAAUUAAAGGCUCAGGAAAAGAUGUACUGGCAUUCGCCACAACAGGAAUAGCUUCCCUGUUGUUGGAAGGCGGAAGAACGGUCCAUAGUGGAUUAAAACUUCCACUAGAUGUCAAUGAAUCAAGCGUUGCCGGAAUAAAGCCUUCAUCAAGACAAGCGGAAGAAAUAAGAAAAUGUGAGAUCAUCAUAAUCGACGAAGUUACGAUGAUGACUGUUCACAUUUUGAAUUGCAUUGACCGUCUCCUUAAAGACGUUAUUCAAGAUAUUAAUCAGCCGUUUGGAGGUAAAAAGAUUCUUAUUGGUGGGGACUUUCGGCAAACUUUGCCCAUAGUCCCACAUGCGACAAAUCCGGCUGAAAUUAUUGAAAUAUGUAUCAAUCGGAGUUCAAUUUGGAAUCACUUCAAAAAAUUGACACUUAUCGAUAACAUGAGAUUGCAGACAAACAGCGAAUUCAAUGAAUGGCUGCUUAAAAUUGGAGCCGGAACAACACCUGCUAUCGCCGGUCUUCAUUCAAAUAUGGUGGAAAUUCCAAGCAGUAUGAUUUGUGUUGGGGAUUUAAUCAGUCAAAUUUUUGGAAAUUUUACCGAUACAGAUGAUUUGGCCAAUCGGAUUAUUUUGACAGCAACUAAUGAAAUGGCGGAUAAAAUCAAUAUGAGGAUAUUGGGUUAUUUACCUGGAGAAGAAAGAACGUACAGAUCAAUUGAUACACAUAUCUUCGAGGAUGAGGAUGAAAACGAACAGGCCGGAAUUCAGGUCGAAUUCCUGAAUUCAUUGUCGACGGGUGGAAUGCCUCCACACGAGCUCAAAUUAAAAUUGGGUUCGGUGGUUAUUUUAUUGCGCAAUUUGGAUCAUCGAAAGGGCCUUUGCAACGGUACAAGAUUACAGAUCGUGAGGAUGCAGCAAAAAUCAAUUACUGCGAAGAUUUUAUCGGGAGUUAAUCACGGGGAAUUAGUUUGUUUACCCAGAAUAAACCUUACAACAAAAAAGGGUUUAUAUCCUUUCAUAUUAAAACGAAAACAAUUUCCUAUUAGACUUGCCUAUGCUAUGACGAUCAAUAAAUCGCAAGGGCAAACCUUCAACGCAGUUGGGAUUCACCUCAACAAACGAUUGUUCGGCCACGGACAACUUUAUGUUGCUUUGUCCAGGUGUAGAAAUCCAAACAACAUCAAGAUUUUUAUAGAAGAAACUGAUAUCACUCAAGGUGAUGUAUUAAAAAACGGACGUCAAUACAUCACAAACAUCGUCUAUCCGGGUAUUGUGUAAUAAGAAGACUUAAUUUUUUAUUUUAG
This is a messenger RNA of Dermatophagoides pteronyssinus (European house dust mite), 4436 nucleotides long. RefSeq lists its product as uncharacterized. NCBI's taxonomy places the organism in Eukaryota, Metazoa, Arthropoda, Arachnida, Sarcoptiformes, Pyroglyphidae. Gene Ontology annotation, biological process: telomere maintenance; DNA repair. Gene Ontology annotation, molecular function: DNA helicase activity. The record is from RefSeq and is a predicted model, not a curated record.